AUGAUUGCACAACAUGUUGUCCAAAUCGUCUCAACUUUAAGAUCUGAGUUGGAAAUAUUUCCUCACAUUCUCCACAUGCCACGACAAGAUUUCAUCAUGGUUUCGACGACACAAAAAGCCAGAAAAAGAAAAGAAUUGAAAGAAAGGCGAAGGAUAGAAAAAAAAUUAAGGAAAAAAAUGUGGGGAAGUCACGGCGAACUAUUGAGAACUGGUUUGAAAGGAUAA
Messenger RNA from Clunio marinus, 225 nucleotides. The record is from the annotation of a GenBank genome assembly. NCBI's taxonomy places the organism in Eukaryota, Metazoa, Arthropoda, Insecta, Diptera, Chironomidae.